AUGGACUUGGACUGGUGGCAGCCUUCCAUCAUUGUGGGUCUGAUCUGUCUGCUCCUGCCAUCGCAGAUAACUCCGGCAAAUGCCUGGAGUCUGCCAGCCCGCGAUUCAGCCGUCUCUGCACCUGUUGGCCGGCGAUUAAAUGAAGUCUCGCCAUAUGUGGACCUGGCCUUGUGCCCCAUCCGAGCGGAGCCCUGGACCUGUGCUCGGCAGCAGUCUGCCAGGAUACUGGACGCCUGGGAUGGAGAGCUUCAGGUUCAAUGGCAGAAACUGAAGGUCGAGGCCGAUCGGCAGAUGAAUGCGACGAUCGAACGGCGGGGUUACAGCGCCUCGGAGCUGCCAUUGAAGGAGAAGCCAUCGACAAUACUGAAGAAAAUCGAAAUCGGCACAAAUUACAUGAAGAAAUAUCUGGCCGAGUCCAUGGAUGGUUUCCUUGGCCGUGAAUACGAGUAUUUGCAGACACCGAAAGCGGCUGAAGAAGAUAGUGAAAACGACGACGGUGACGAUGAUGAUGAAACGGAUGCUGCGGAAGAUACUGAUACCAGUGAUGCCGCCGAGGAGACUGCCGACGAGGAGGAGGAUGCUGCCAAGGAUGGGGAGGAGGAGGAUGAUGAUGACGACGAUGAGGACGAGAAUGACGAUGCCUCGGAUAGCACAGCGGAGCAGGAUGCUCAGGACACAGAGGCCGAGGCGGAGAACGAUGACGAGGAUGUGGAUGAGGCGGCAUCGGAGCCAGAGAAGGAAGCGGAAAAGGAAACGGUGCCCAGUAUUUUCAGCGGUCAGCCAGCGACGCCAGCAGCGACGCAGGACGAUGGCAAAAGUCCUGUUUUCAGCGAGGCCAACACUUCCUCAGGUGUGGAAUUCAUCGAACUCCAAGAUGGUGACGAAACUGCUGCUGGUGCCUUGAAAAAACCCGGCGGCGGUGGAGGAAAGCGAAAGAAGAACAAGAAGAAGAAGGGUGGCAAACGGAAGAAGAACAAGAAGGGUCAGGGACAGGACACGCAACCCGCCACUUUGGUGGUGGUCCAGCAAGCGCCCGAGCACCACGAGGUGGACCAUGGCCAUGGCAGCGAUUCCGCGAUAUUUAGCCACGGGAGCAGCCAUGAUGACGAUGACGACACCGUUGCUGUGAAGCCCAUGAGGAAGCGGAAGCAGAAGCGCCGCAUGAAGGGCAAGCGGAAGCGGAAGGGUCAGCAUGGCGGAUCCAAUUCCGUGGUGGAGCACGAGCAGAGCGACUUGAGUCUGGGACUGGGCCUUCUCGACGAGCUGGUCGAUGCGGACGACUAUGCCGGCGGCAAGCGGAAGCACAGGAAUCCACUUAAUUAUGGUAGAAGUAACGGAGUAACUCGCGGCAAGAAGAAGAAGAAGAAGAAGGCCAUCGCUAAAUUCAUGCUAAUUGGCAGCUUCCUGAAGGCCAAAAUUGAACUGCUGCUAAAGAUUCUCGGAGCCCAUCUGCAGGUCAAGUUCUUUGCCAUCGCCUUAAUUGGUCUGCUUAUUAAUAUAGCCAGAUUCUGGAUCGACGUUAAGCGCGGCAGUCCCCCGUCCAAGCACCACUACGAGGAUCACGGCGACGACUGGAGCGAGCAGGGUAGCUAUUGGAAGCGAUCCCUGCAGACGGAUCCCUCCAUUGAGGACACCGACUCCUCCACGGACAGCUACCAGCUGCGACAGGCACAGCCGCAGCAGCAGCUCGGCACCCAGGAUCCCCACUAUCUGGCCUAUCGCAACCAGUACCAGUGGCAGUAG
This is a messenger RNA of Drosophila serrata, 1743 nucleotides long. RefSeq lists its product as uncharacterized. The record is from RefSeq and is a predicted model, not a curated record. NCBI's taxonomy places the organism in Eukaryota, Metazoa, Arthropoda, Insecta, Diptera, Drosophilidae.